AUGGAAGCAAAUAGUUCUGCAUCUCACAACCGCGGACGCCUCGAAGAAUUAGCCGCCGGCUUAGGCGUUUUUAUGAAUAGACAUCUACCACGCCUCAGGAGGGAAUCUGUCUCUUCAUUCAGCCAAGAAGAUAAAGCAGCAGCGGAGUCGCUCGCAAGACAAAAACGACUGGAGGCUUUCUCUUCUAAAUCCCAUGUUUUCCGACGCACUCCAAGCCAACGCAACUUUAAAAAGAACGAACUUUACGCCGCAAUCGAGACAGCUAUCCAGGAAAAUAGACCUAUUGGAGUUGUCGAAUGUUUACUCAGCCAAGUCAAAGAUGCAAAAGCUAAAAAGCCCAUAUUUAAGCAUCAGCAAGAGACCGGUGAUGCGCAGAUAGAAGCGCUCCUACUACUCGCGGCGGAGAAACAACAGGCGGGGGUAUUAUCUCUGUUGGCUUCACACGCGGAUCCCGCAUCAAUAGCAAUGUGUCUUCGAUAUUCCGUUGCUGCUUCUGAUUUAGACUCAGUCAAGGCCCUGCUCCAAAACGGGGCAGAUCCGAACUUCUGCCAUACUGCAAUUCUCGAAAGCGUGGGAAAUGGUAACACCCCCCUUGUCAAACUUUUUCUCAGCUCCGAGAUACCGCUCGCAAAAUCGUGCCUCGAUAAAGCUCUUCCUAUCGCUGUUUCCAAUGGCUCGCUUCAGCUUGUCAUAGCUCUUCUCCAACAAGGCGCGGACGCAAAUUCGGGGGAACUCUUCGAGUCUGUGGUUAAGGCGGGGAGAAUUGACCUCAUUGCUGCUCUAGCCUCCGCCGAAUAUCCGCCAUCGCGGCAAUCCCUUAACCGUGCUCUUGGGAAUAUCCUCCUCGAAACGACCACUGUGACCGAAGAGCGACGUUUGAUCAUCGAAAUCCUGGUCUGCGCUGGCGCGUCUGGAGAGAAUGUGACAAAAGCCCUGACAAGAGCAGUUUUUACAAAUGAUCAGAAGCUCGCCUCAACGAUCGUUACUCACCACGAUUUGACAUCCUAUAACCCUUUCGACGCGAUAAUCAAAGCUAUAGAAAUGGACAAUGUUGAACUGCUUACUACUCUUUUUAAUGGAAACCUCGACGGAGAGUGCGCAUCCGCCAUAUUGGCUAAAUUCCCCAAAAUUAGUGGGAAUCUACCGUGUGCUAGGAAGCUCUGGAUCACGUCAACUCUAGUCAGACGUGGCGCUGGCGGGGUCGCAUUGGAUGAGUAUUUGGUUGAUUCCGUUGAGCAGAAUGAUGAAUUACUAGUCAAAUUCUUGGUCGACCACGGAGCUUCCGUUGACUAUCUUAACGCGAAGGCUCUUUGCUUUGCCAUGUCCCCGAAAUCGUUUCAAAUAUUCAAGAAACUUCUCGAUGGAAAACCGUCACGGAGUUCAUUUGCAUACUGUUUCUGCUUCCUACCAACUUUGUCCAUGGAUUUACAAUUAAAAUUUGCGUCGGAAUUAUUACGAGCUGGGGCCCGAGGCGAAGCGGUCGACAUGGCGCUGAUAGGAGCUGUUUCUGCGGAGGAUACGAUGGAACGAAAUCAGUACAUUGACAUACUUGUGAAGCACGGAGCAAGUGUCGAUGCUCAGAACGGGUGUUGUUUUCAAGAAGCAACAAAGUCGGGAGACAUCGUUGCCUUGAGCCUUUUACUCAAAGGCGAACCAUCUGCAAUAUCUCUUGCCAGAGCCAUCAGCCAAGCAUGUGAAUUGCCUGACAAAGAGCUGCGUUUCACGAUCGUGGAUUUGCUUCUGACAGCAGGGGCCCGUGGACCUCUAAUAGACGCGCAACUAAUCGAACUCGUUCAAGAAAGCCCCGUUGACAUUGUUUUGGUAGGGCUUUUUCUCGAGAAGGGGAAAGCAGAUGUUAACACAAACGGGGGGGAAGCGAUACAACUCGCGUGUAAGAGUUCGGAGCCCAAGCUUUUGAAGGUGCUGUUGCAAUUCCAACCCUCAUCUAAAGCCUUGAACGGAGCCUUCCUUACGGCAAUAUCUUUGCAAGACUCUGGUAUCCGUUACAAGAUGUGCCAUAGGCUCCUUGAUGCUGGCAUUAGCGGAGAAAUGCUGAGCACAGGAUUGAUCGCUGAACAGAGUUCCCCGUCCAGUAACUUGAAACUGAUGGAAUUACUUCUGAACCACGGAGCAAACGUUAAUUUCAACAAUGGGGCUACCAUCCGAAGAGCAGUGAAACAGUCAAACGAGCUACAGCUUGCACUUCUUGCAUCGAGGACGCCAUCACGCCAGACAAUAUUAGGCGGAUUGGAACUUCUGCUGCAGCCAACCUCCUCUAAAAGAUAUGAACUAGCUACUGUUUUGCUAAACGCAAUGGAUGAGUCACUGGCCGAGCCUUUGAGUAUUAUACUUCUGGAGGCAGUCAGGUCAGACAUCCGGGAUAUUCGUUUCUUGAAGCUCCUUCUCCAGCAUGGCGCCUCUGCAGAUUAUCAACAAGGCCUAGCAAUGCGUAAAUCGAUUGAUUAUGACUAUUUCGAGGCAUUCGAGGUAUUUCUUGGACAUUCUCUCUCGCCAGGCACGCUGGAAACGGUUUUUGAAUCUUCCCUUCUUCUCAAGGGUACUUCACGCGUUACAUACAUUACUCGAGUCCUUGAGAAAGGGUGCAGCGGGCGAUGCAUAGAUGAAGCUCUCCUCAAAGUCGUUCAAGAAAAGCCUUGUGAUAAGGAAGUGGUUUUACUGUUGCUUAAAUAUGGCGCCUCCGUCCACUUUGCGAACAGUCAACCCUUAGUUCACGCCGCGCUAUCUCAUGAUGCACUGACGUUAGAGCUUCUUCUGGAAUCAGCUUCAGAGGAAACUGCUGCAACGUACGUUCUGGGGAAGACAGUAUCGGCAGGGGUAGGCUGGCUAUCAGCUGAUGGCCUGCCAAUAAUCAAAUCGCUACUUCAUCAUGGUGCCUCAGGCGAGGUACUCCAUCUUGCUCUUAUCGCUGCUAUCGAAAAUGCAAUGACGAAUCCGGAAGUAGCGCACUUCGUUGAUCUUUUGCUUCAGUUUGGAGCCAGUGGUGAUUAUCACGACGGCCGGGCUCUACGGGCCGCAAUCUCAAAAGGCCAGCUUUUACUGGUUAGGAAGAUCAUUGAGUCUAAUCCCUCAGGCGAGACCUUAAUGAUUGGGCUUUCGUGUGUUCUAACCUCAGAUCUCUCUGAAGACAUGAGCUUACAAUUGGUUGAGAUUCUAAAUCAAGAUCGAAUGGACAUACAAUCUAUAGAGACAGCAUGGUCGAACACAUCGCAAAGGGAAUCUCUCUUAUUUUUGUGUCUGAAGAAAUGGCCACGAGGAACCAGAGUCUUGGAGAAGCUCUUGCAGAAUGGUAUGAAUGUCAAUCAAACCACCCCGUACCUGAUUGAGAGUGAAUGUGGCCUGGAGCAUGUUUCAGUUCUGCUAUGGGCGUUAUUACAACCACAACAGAAAAUAAGUUCGUAUGUGAUUGAAUGUCUAUUGAAGCAUGGAGCGGACCCGGAUUUUCAAUCUACUGGGUCGUUGAUGUCGCCAAUCUUGAUAGCAGCCAUGGAAAGGCCCGCUGAAAUCGUUUUGAAGCUUAUCCAACAUGGAGCAGAUGCUUCAAGAUGUGAUAAGGAUGGUAGGAGCUCUUUGCUUUACGCAACUAGAAAAAAUCAAAUAAAGUCAAUGCGUUUUCUUAUCGAGGGAGGCGCUGCGGUUGACGAUGGAAGCCUUCACGAAGCAGCCAGGGCCUUGAAUCUAGAUGCUAUCCAACUCCUUCUCUCUUACGGCCACGAUCCCAACUUCCCGUCGAUGCUACAUGAUGGUCGUUGUGCGAUGGCAAACCUGUGCCUCUGCGCUUCCGAUGUUGGAUUGCCUGUUUCUAGAAUCAGAAAAGCCAUCGACACCCUUGUUUCUGGAAAGGCGGACUUAAGGGAUCAAAGUCAAGGAAAACCAGUCCUGCUCCAUGCCCUGGAUAACCCAAAGUCGUGCGUCCGUAUCACAACUGCUCUUCUGGCAAGCGGGAUGUGGAAAAUAAUCAAUGAUGAAAGCAAUCUUUAUACCGCCGAUAAAUCCGUGUACUCACCGUCCAUGUACAUCAAGAAGUGUCUUCAAAAAAGUCCAAGGGAACACGCUCCACAGCUCCUCUAUAUACUCCAAGCCCAUGGUUGCAAGGACGUAUACUACAGGCUCUCCGGUCCACAACCCCCCGACAUGGUCAAUGCCCCACCAGAAAUUGCGGCAGAAGAAAACCGGCGACAGAUCCGCGCCAAACGGUUGCAGGAAGAAGAAGAGGACCACCAAAUACGCCUAAAGCAGAACGACGAUAUUGCAAAGCAACAGAAUGUCCUGAUGACACGGACGCAUAACUUGCGCAUCCAGCAUGACCGUCAAAUCGCAGACGAACGCGAAGCAACAACUGAGCGCUCUGCAAAACAUCAAUUGCGCCUUGAGGCCGAAUCUGCAGCUUAA
Uncinocarpus reesii 1704 is the source of this 4410-nucleotide messenger RNA. RefSeq lists its product as uncharacterized. The transcript has 3 exons. Bases 1 to 4410 code for a protein of 1469 amino acids. The record is from RefSeq and is a predicted model, not a curated record. NCBI's taxonomy places the organism in Eukaryota, Fungi, Ascomycota, Eurotiomycetes, Onygenales, Onygenaceae. Gene Ontology annotation, molecular function: protein binding.